Molecule: messenger RNA, 2406 nt
Organism: Camelus dromedarius (Arabian camel)
Lineage: Eukaryota; Metazoa; Chordata; Mammalia; Artiodactyla; Camelidae
Product: cytochrome P450 27C1
Exons: 9
Coding region: 1-1614 (537 amino acids)
Biological process (GO): glucocorticoid biosynthetic process; cellular response to peptide hormone stimulus; C21-steroid hormone biosynthetic process
Cellular component (GO): mitochondrial inner membrane
Molecular function (GO): oxidoreductase activity, acting on paired donors, with incorporation or reduction of molecular oxygen; iron ion binding; monooxygenase activity
Source: RefSeq, a predicted model, not a curated record
AUGGCUCUGCUGGCGCGGAUCCUGCAAGCCCGUCUGAGCCCCGCGCCCGAGCGGGGCGGGCUUCGGGGCGGCUGCACCCCGCUGCUGCCCCGGCGCGAGGGCGCCCGGCUCCCGGCGGGGGCGCGGGCCGAGGACAAAGGAGCGGGGCGGCCCGGGGCGCCGCGGGCCGGGGGCCGGGCGCAGGGACCCCGGAGCCUCGCCGCCAUGCCCGGGCCCCGGACCCUCGCCAACCUGGUGGAGUUCUUCUGGAAGGACGGCUUCAGCCGCAUCCACGAGAUCCAGCAGAAGCACACUCGGGAGUACGGAAGAAUCUUCAAGUCUCACUUUGGUCCUCAGUUUGUAGUGUCUGUUGCAGACCGAGACUUGGUGGCUCAGGUGCUGCGGGCGGAGGGGGCUGCGCCCCAGAGAGCCAACAUGGGGUCCUGGCAGGAGUACCGAGACUUACGAGGCAGAUCUACUGGGCUCAUCUCGGCGGAAGGUGACCAGUGGCUCAAGAUGAGAAGUGUGUUGAGACAAAGAAUCCUGAAACCAAAAGAUGUGGCCCCCUUUUCGGGAGAAAUCAACCAAGUUAUUGCCGAUUUAAUUAAAAGAAUCUACUUCCUCAAGAACCAGGCAGAAGAUGGAGAGACUGUGACCAACAUCAAUGACCUGUUCUUCAAAUAUUCCAUGGAAGGAGUGGCCACCAUCCUCUACGAGAGCCGUCUGGGCUGUCUGGAGAGCAGCAUCCCACAGCCCACGGAGGACUACAUCCAGGCCCUGGGGCUCAUGUUCAGCAUGUUCAGGACCUCCAUGUACGCGGGCGCCAUCCCCCGGUGGCUGCGCCCGCUUGUCCCCAAGCCCUGGCGCGAGUUCUGCAGGUCCUGGGAUGGACUCUUCAAAUUCAGCCAAAUUCAUGUUGACAACAAGCUGAAGGCAAUACAGUGCCAAAUGGACCGAGGGGAGAGAGUGAGAGGGGGGCUGCUCACCUGCCUAUUCCUCAGUCAGGAGCUGACGCUGGAGGAAAUCUACGCAAACAUGACGGAGAUGCUCCUGGCUGGCGUUGACACGACGUCCUUCACCUUGUCCUGGGCUGUGUACCUCCUCGCGAGGCACCCAGAGGUGCAGCAGGCUGUGUACCGGCAGAUAGUGAAGAAUCUGGGGGAGAGGCAUGUUCCCGCGGGGGCCGAUGUCUCCAAAGUCCCGCUGGUCCGAGCGCUGCUUAAGGAAACCUUGAGGCUGUUUCCAGUGCUGCCGGGGAAUGGCCGGGUCACCCAGGAGGACCUGGUUGUCGGCGGGUACCUGAUUCCCAGAGGCACCCAGCUGGCCCUCUGCCACUACGCCACGUCCUACGAGGAUGAGAACUUCCCUCGGGCCAAGGAGUUCCGCCCGGAGCGCUGGCUGCGGGAGGGGCACCUGCACAGGGUUGACAAUUUUGGAUCCAUCCCCUUCGGCUAUGGGGUUCGCAGCUGCAUCGGGCGGAGGAUUGCAGAACUGGAGAUCCACCUCGCCGUGAUCCAGUUGCUGCAACAUUUUGAGAUCAGAACAUCUCCUUGGACUAAAACUGUUCAUGCAAAAACCCACGGGCUUCUGAUGCCCGGGGAGCCCAUCCACGUGCGUUUUGUUAACAGAAAGUGAGCCUGGAGUGUUAACCCAGCCAGUGGACCGACACAGACUGGGCGUUCCUGUGCCCCCGAUGACCGCGGCGGAGGAGGUGGACCACUUUUAGGGGCUGUCUUGGGUAUAGACUGGCCUCCUGAGUUCCGGGAGACUUUUGAAUCUUUACCCAAAUAGUGUGUGAAAAUUGUUUUACUUUUGCCUACCAGAGUUGCCUUUUCUUUGGAGAAACAGUUGUUUAAAAGCCAGGGGCACUGAGUUCUCCUGCCUCAUACAGUGUCUUACCCUUGGGCUCAAUGUUUGGUCUCCUAUGUGUUUGUGCCAAGAAACGGCAUGCUUACAAAUUCAGUGCUCGAAUGUACAUCUUCUGAUCCUGCUUCAGGACUCCGUUUGGACGCAGUUAUCAACUUCUCAUUUUUUAAUUUGAAGGGAGACCAUUAAGAAUGCCUCUGUAAUACCGUAAUUAUGGGAAGAAAGCACCACAGGGGACACAAAGCACCAGAUUUAGCUCCUGUGAAUGAAAAGGACCAUGCUCUUAUUUUCCUCUCCAAACCAGUGCUUCUUAUUCUAAUCUUAGCUGCUGAAGAAGGCGAAUCUUACGUUUUUUUGUUUGAAGAAAAUAAUCAUGGAGAAAUAAAAUUCCUGGCUGAGUCAAGAAUCAUCACAUUUUCUAAGCAAAUCGAAAUCCGAAGCACAUGUGUAAGAAUGGAGAAGCUGAGCAUGUGAAAUUUCAUUGCCUACGGUGAGAAAACGGAAUUAAACGAGGCUGGUGGAAAACAGUGUAACUUUAGAACAUUUUUAUUUCAAGGAAAA